AGGAAACUGCUAGCUCUUACCUAUUUUAACAUUUGUUAUACAUUGAUUUGUUCCGUAAGAGGAGAAUGUUUGCUUGACUAUGUGCACUAUCAUCUUAUGUCAACGGAAAGUCAUAAUAGAUAUAUUAAAGUGACCAAAUAAAUAUGUCAUCAGAGGAAGAAAAUGACGAAUUGACAAACCUGGAGGACAUUCGAGACAAGAUCCUUAGUCAAUCACAUAGUGAACGCAUGCAAGUGAGUGCUUGGGAAGAUGACGAUGACGGCGUAGAAGCGGAACGUAAUGCAAGAGAGCCUGAUGCAAAAGCUGUUUUAAAUGCUGCCGAAGAGGGAGAUUUAGAAAAAAUCAAAGAACUACUCAGCAAAAAUCAAUUUUUGUUAGAAUCUACAGACAAAGAUGGCUAUACUCCACUUCACAGAGCUUGUUAUGGCAAUCAUGUAAAAGUGGUAGAAUAUUUACUGGAAAUAGGAGCAAGAUUAGAUGCUAAAACAUUAGAUGAAUGGCAGCCUUUGCAUUCUGCAUGUUGUUGGAAUAAUACUGAAUGUGCAGACAUUUUGAUAGCAAAUGGAGCAGAUAUAAAUGCUAAAAGUAAAGGAGAUCAAACACCUUUGCAUUUGGUUUCCGCUAGUUCUCAUAAUUCUCCAGCUCUUCAGCUUCUUCUGAUGCAUCCUGAUACAAAUCCACAUAUAGUAAACUCAAGUGGAGAUACAGCAGAUAAGAUCGCAAGAAGAACAACGAAAUAUUAUCCAAUGUAUGAGAUAAUUGAGCCCUGCCUAAAUGAAAUUUGAACUAAAUAUUCUUGUAGUGUAUAAAAAUAAAUUACCAG
Molecule: messenger RNA, 823 nt
Organism: Harpegnathos saltator (Jerdon's jumping ant)
Lineage: Eukaryota; Metazoa; Arthropoda; Insecta; Hymenoptera; Formicidae
Product: ankyrin repeat domain-containing protein 49
Exons: 3
Coding region: 144-785 (213 amino acids)
Molecular function (GO): protein binding
Source: RefSeq, a predicted model, not a curated record